AUGCGCACCGAUGAAGAGGAAGCGUACGUGAUGGACUCCACCAACGAAGAGCUGGUGUGGAGCUUCGCCUACGGCGCCAACAUGAAUCGGUCGUCCUUGGCCAAGCGCCACGUCACGCCCCGCCAGAGCCUGCCCGCCAUUUUGCCUGACUACGAGUUCAAGUUCAACAUGACCGGCAUGAUGGGCAACGUGCAGCGAUGUCCCGGCGCCGAGGUGCACGGCAUCGUCCACCAGCUCACCCGGACCGACAUGAGCAAGCUCGAGCUGGUGGAGGGCAAAGGACGUAUCUACAAUGUGGAACUGCUGUCCGUGGUCACAUACAACGGCCAAGAGCUGCAAGCGUUCGUGUUCGUCGGCAUGGCGGCGAUGGUAGAGCCGGGCGACGGGCGGCCGAUGGAGCGCUACCGCAACAUCAUUCUGCAGAGCGCGCGCGAGUUCAAGCUCCACGAGCGCCACAUCGCCCACAUCGAGAGCUUCGACUACAUCAAGAGCCGCACCCCGGACCAAUACUACCGAUUCUCCUGUCCGUCACGAACGGCGGAGUACCUUCACACGCCGGAACGACUGGCCGCCCUGCUGGCCGAGCUGGCCGAGAAGCGGGCGGCAGGCGGCGAGGUCCGCACGACCGUGACGCUGCUCGGGGACAAGGUGCUGCGACUGGGCGUGAGCAAGGAAGCGGCGGACCAGUUCCUCCCCUUCAUGCCCCACAUUGAGGGCAAGGACUUUGCCCUGUGGUACUGCGGCGUCAUCAACGAACCCUCGCUCCCGCAGGCCCACUCCGUCGAGGAGCUCACCGACCUGCACUACGCGUGGGUCGAAGAUCAGUUGCUGGGCGAGGCGAGCAAGUUCUGGGUCGAGAAUCCCGAGAUUAUCGGCUAUCUUGCAUAA
Molecule: messenger RNA, 888 nt
Organism: Acanthamoeba castellanii str. Neff
Lineage: Eukaryota; Discosea; Longamoebia; Acanthamoebidae
Product: AIG2 family protein
Exons: 7
Coding region: 1-888 (295 amino acids)
Molecular function (GO): gamma-glutamylcyclotransferase activity
Source: RefSeq, a predicted model, not a curated record